This is a messenger RNA of Frankliniella occidentalis (western flower thrips), 3445 nucleotides long. RefSeq names its product unconventional myosin-Ie. The record is from RefSeq and is a predicted model, not a curated record. NCBI's taxonomy places the organism in Eukaryota, Metazoa, Arthropoda, Insecta, Thysanoptera, Thripidae. Gene Ontology annotation, cellular component: cytoplasm; myosin complex; actin cytoskeleton. Gene Ontology annotation, molecular function: ATP binding; actin filament binding; microfilament motor activity. Gene Ontology annotation, biological process: vesicle transport along actin filament; actin filament organization.
CUAAAAACUGGUGGCUCUUAUUCAGUUGAAGGAAUAAAUGACACUAAAGAUUUUGCAGAAACUCUUUCUGCUUUGAAAGUUAUGGGAUUUUCUGAGGUUGAGCAACGGGAUAUUUGGAAUAUUGUUGCUGCAAUUCUACACCUCGGUAAUGUGAAUUUUAGGGAAAAUGGCAAUUAUGCUCAAGUUGCUGAUUCCUCAGCAUUAGACUGGCCAGCUUAUCUCUUGGGCAUAGAUAAAACACUACUGGAGAGUAAACUGACAAGCCGCCUGUUUGAGAGCAAGUGGGGCACUAAAGACGAAUCGGUUAAUGUCACUUUAAAUGUUGAACAAGCUAUUUACACAAGAGAUGCUCUUGCGAAAGGUGUAUACGCUAAGCUCUUUGACUAUCUAGUACAGAGAAUCAAUGCAGCAAUGUUCACUGAAAGUAGAGGAAACAAUAUAGGAAUACUUGAUAUUUAUGGUUUUGAGAUUCUUGAUAAGAACGGCUUUGAACAACUAUGUAUCAAUUUUGUUAAUGAGAAAUUGCAACAAAUUUUUAUUCAACUAACACUGAAAGCAGAGCAGGAGGAAUAUGUAGCAGAAAACAUUACAUGGACGCCUAUAGACUAUUUCAACAACCAGGUUGUAUGUGAACUCUUAGAAGGGCGUCAACCUCCUGGUGUAUUUCUUGUGUUGGAUGAUGUGUGUGCAACUCUGCAUGCAGUCGCGGAUGGAGCUGAUAAUGAUUUGCAGAAGAAACUUAAUGGAACUGCCAGCAGCCAUAAGCAUUUUUCUCCAUCAGCAGAUGGCUUUGUUGUGAAGCAUUAUGCAGGAGUCGUUAGUUAUUCAGUAGAUGGUUUCUGUGAUCGAAAUAGGGAUGUCUUUUUCCCAGACCUCAUACAGCUGCUGCAGUCUAGUUCAUGUCAAAUCAUACAUGGCCUUUUUCCUGAGCCCCCAACUAGAUCAAGACCCACCACUGCGGGGAACAAGAUUCGGUCUCAAGCAGGGGAGCUAGUCGCAAAACUGAUGCAGUGUGCUCCUCAUUAUGUGCGCUGUAUCAAGCCCAAUGAAACAAAGCGACCAAGGGAAUGGGAUGAACUGCGAGUCAAACACCAAGUGGAAUAUCUUGGUUUGCGUGAAAAUAUAUCAGUUCGCCGAGCAGGGUUUGCCUAUAGAAGACCCUUUGAAAAAUUCCUCCAACGGUAUGCCAUUUUAACAAAGGAGUCAUGGCCAAUGUGGAGAGGAAAUGUCAGAACAGGUGUGAAGCAUAUUUUAUCAUCGGCUGGAUUUAAAGAGGGCAAUGAAUUUCAACUAGGGCUGACAAAAGUUUUCAUAAAAAAUCCAGAAUCACUUUUUCAUCUAGAAGAGCUGCGAGAGCAACAGUUUGAUAAACAUGCAAAAAUUAUUCAGAGGGCUUUUAAAAAGCAUUUUGCUCAAAAACAGCAAUGUACUCAAAGAGAAGAAGCUGCAGCUUUAUUCCAUGGAAAGAAGGAGCGCAGAAAAUUGUCAAUAAAUCGUCAUUUUGUAGGAGAUUACCUUGGCGUUUCUAGUCAGCAAUCAGAGCUCCAAACUAUGAUUGGCCGAAGGGAAAAAAUAUUGUUUUCCAUUCCAGUCAUUAAAUAUGACCGGCGUUUUAAACCAAGUGCUCGUGACCUAGUCCUUACAUCACGCUCCCUGCUUCUUAUCAAUUCGGAGUCUCAAACUGGAAGUAAUGGCAACCAGCCAGUGAUCAAAAGAAAUAUCCCAUUUCCAAAUAUAAGCCAUGUAACUCUAAGCUCUUUCCAGGAUGACUUUGUUCUGCUGCAUGUUAACGAUGACUACGACUCACUUUUAGAAGUUCCAAUGAAGACAGAGUUCAUUUAUGUUCUUCAUAAAAGAUAUGUUACUCAGACAGGAAGACACCUCAGGAUUUUAUUUUCCAACAGUGUUGAGUUUUCUGUGAAGAAGACUGGACUUGGAGGAGGUGGUAAACGUAAUGUGGUGUUUGUUCCAACAAUUGCAAACCUUAGCAUUCCAUCCCUAAAGGUAAAUGGGAACACUCUAACUGUUGGAAUUGGAGCUGGCCUCCCAUCUGAUGUAACGUUGCCUCCACUGAGGACACAUUCGCCACAAAAAGCGAAAAAGUCACAUCCGAGGAGGGCUAAACCCAAGACACUGAACAGUGUCCCGACUCGUCCAGCUCCUACUCGAGCGGCGCCUCCUCCUCCAGUUCAGCAACCUCCUACCCAUUCCCUUUCACCAACUCUUCCCUCAGAUGCACUGAAUGGUUCAAGACGUGUAAUGCACUCUGUCAAACAAGAAAAUAGUCCACCUGCACAGCAAACUGGAAAGUUACCAAAUGACCUCAACAGAGCAACCAAUGCUAGCCCUCAGAUCAAGCCUACAAGAAACUUGUUAUUGGAUAAUAAUCAGGAUGCCACUAAUUGUGUAAUCAAUAAUAACAGACCCAUUAAUGUCUUUAAACAUGAGUUGAAUGAGAAGGUUACUGUAAAGUCACCAGUUGAUUUUGGUCAAGAACUCACCAAUACAAUUAAACGUAUGAAAGCUAAAGAAAAGGUGAAACCUUUCGAAAAUUCUAAUAGAACUGCUUCUGAAACAAUAUCUACUAACAGUAGUGUGUUACCUGAAAAACCUAUUCCUGGAGGUAAGGGGUUGAAUGGGAAGGUUUCUGAAAAGUCACCAGUUGAUUUUGGUCAAGAACUCACCAAUACAAUUAGACGUAUGAAAGCUAAAGAAAGGGUGAAACCUGUUGAAAGUUCUAAUAGAACUGGUUCUGAUACAAUAUCUACUACAAACAGUAUUGUGUUACCUGAAAAACCAAUUCCUGGAGGUGGUCGGCCAAGACCAACACUCAAACCUAGUCUGAUAAAAGUCAAAGCUGUCUACGACUAUCAAGCUCAAGACGCUGAUGAGCUCAGUUUAAAAGAGGGGGACUUCAUUGACCUCAUUAAGGAGCAUCCUGGUGGGUGGUGGCAAGGAAGGCUAAUGGGGAAGGAGGGUCUGUUUCCCGCAAACUAUGUCCUCAAAGUAUAAUGAUGUUUCUCUCCUAAGUCAAUCUCUUAAAAUAUAGCUAAUAUUUUCUUGUUGGUAAACAUAAACCAAAAUCAUUGUAAACCGCUGCAAUGCAAAGACAAUGCAAAGACAAAAUGAUCUACAUCUUUUGAGUCAAUUAAUCACUUAGUCUGACUGGGUCUGUAGGGACCUGUAGUACAAUAACUAUAAUGCAUUUUGCAUUGAAUAAUGACUAACAAUUUUUUUUUCUGACUUUAUUAGGUUGAUCUAAUUUGAACUACAUUGUAAAAUUGUUCUUGUAAUGUUGUCUCCAAGUUACCAGUAUGUUGGUUAUCCAAAGUUGUGAUAAUACCUUUGCUUAAAAACAUUAUCUGUUUCUAUUUAGGCUGUGCACGGCUGCUUAAGAUGUUGACCCUGUCUAAUUUAAAGAAUAAAGACAUAAUUAGUUCACUGA